This is a messenger RNA of Oikopleura dioica, 1008 nucleotides long. Lineage: Eukaryota; Metazoa; Chordata; Appendicularia; Copelata; Oikopleuridae. The record is from the annotation of a GenBank genome assembly.
AUGGCAUUAAAGGCAUUGUCGAAGCAUGGAUUUACGCGGAUAAUUCAAGAGGACAGAGGAAACACUCCCGAAUAUUACGCCCAAGUUUACUCCAUGUUUUCGACCGACCCGUGGAGUCCUUAUUUUGAUGGCGAUGCUUUCAAGCCUGUUAGAGAUCCGAGAUUUGCUGAUGCUACUCAAGAAUAUCUCUACCAUGAAAAAACCGGCGACUGGGACAUUGCUGGAGUUUUUCUUCGGGAAAAUUUCAAGCGACAUGUGCUCUACGAAAACGACUGCGAAAAGCUCCGCGCCUUGGCGAAUCUUUCAUGCUUCAACUGGGAAAAUACGCUCAACCUGAUCCAACUUAAACAAAUCUUUGACGAAAACUUGGCGGAUGCAAAGUUCAAGGCGGCCAUGUCCAGAUACGUCUGCUCCCGAUGCAAGUGCCUCAUCAAGAACAAGGCAGAGCUCGUCAAACAUGUGCGUGGAGUACAUCCUGAUCAUCUUGUCCAAAAUAGCAUCGGCGAGCCUAGAGUCGAUGAAUGGCAAAAGACAUCAUUCAACAGAAUGAUCCAGUCUGAUAUUGGCAACCAGAUGCUCUACGUCUUUUACGAGCAAGGCCCGAUUCACCAUGAUUUGAUGCAAUCAACAAGAACACUCAUCGCUGCUGCGCCGACAGAAAAUCCCCGGAUCGAAGAACACAACAUUCAUGUUCUUUCUGACCUUCCCACUGCCCCUCCUAAAGCUGCAGAAAAAGCCGUCAAGGCCGCUGGAGAAGAAUAUGAAAAGCAAAUGAGAGAAUAUGAAAUUGCUGUGGAGAAGCAAAAGGAGGCAGAGAGGAAUAUUGAUGAAGAAAUUGCCAGACUCGAAGCUGCGAAAAGCAAGCCCAAGGUGACGACCUACCACGACGAAGGAACAUCCCUCCUCCCCUCUGAGCACCGAUCUCCGACCGCGAUGACUCAAAUGUCGCGCUCUGGCCACCAAACUCCCGACCAACAACUCAACGGUUGGCACGAUACUGACAUCUAA